Rubroshorea leprosula is the source of this 3482-nucleotide messenger RNA. The record is from the annotation of a GenBank genome assembly. NCBI's taxonomy places the organism in Eukaryota, Viridiplantae, Streptophyta, Magnoliopsida, Malvales, Dipterocarpaceae.
GUGAGAGAGGCAGCUCAGAGAGAGGAGACGUUGGAUGAGAUUCUCGUUCCCAUGAUUGAACAUUCAUUAAAAUCCAAGGACUCGAAGCAUGGUAACCAAGCUAUGAUACUUUUCAAUUGGCUCUUUCAAGAUGAGGUUCUUUUCCAAAUUGUUUCUACAAAUCUUGCCAACAUUAUUGCAAGGAAGGAUGAUCGCUACAUAGCUCUUGGCUGGUGCACUCUUGUACGUAAUCUUGUAGAGUAUGAGAGUACUAUGGAGCAGUAUUUAGUAAAUGGAAUAAAGGAGAAGUACAGUGCUCUCUUGAAGAUACUUUGCUCUUGCAUUUCACAUCUAUUGGGUGUUGCACGUAAAGGAAGCACUUUGCAGGAUAAAUUUGAGUUGCCAUCACGCCUUGCAGUGUCUGCUGCAGAUUGUUUUCUGGCGCUUACUGAAGCAUUGACAAAAAAGCCUGAUAUUCCUACAAGCAGGCCUAAGUUAUCUGACCAGCAAAUUAAUCUAAAAUCAUCAUGCAUUGGUGAGAAGAUGGUAAAAUCAGUUCCUAAAUCUGCAGAAGUCUUAAACAUGGAAAUGGAAUAUUUGCUCUGGAAUCAUCUAGAAGACCUCAUCUAUCUAGUGGAAAGACUCCUAGCUUGGAACAAAAAAAGUCGUCCUUUACAUGCUAAAGGGGUGGAGAAGGUGCUUAAAUGGUUGCAGGAGAUAAAAGCACAUUAUUCUGGACUUAAAGAGGAGGCAGGCUCAAAGAUCCAAAAAUCUGGAGCACUGCUCCUUGUUUCAUGUUGGAAGCAUUAUGGCAUGCUAUUGCACUUGGAAGACCACAAAUUUGCCAAGCAUUACAAGGAAUUAUUGGACCAGUACUUGUCAGGCAUCCAGUAUUAUACGGAUAACCAUUCUGAGGGGUAUGCGGAGAAUAAGGAUGGUGGUAUAGAGACCAGGAAAUUUUUCCUCAAUUGCCUGUGCCUUCUACUAGGGCGUUUUGAUGGGAAGAAGUUUGAAACCAUAGUGUCAGAUUAUGGAAAGCAGAUCUCUCAGGUUCUCUUAUCUCAGCUUCGCUGCAAUGAAGAAGCUGUAAUAGAUGGGGUUGUGUGCAUAUUCAAGGCUGUUGUUUUUAAGCCAAACUUUUCAUCUGAGAGUGGUGGUCUACCUGACACCAAACAGGUGGACGUUGUGAUUCCUUUGCUUCUUCACCUACUUGAUGAGCGGGAUGGUGCAGCUAAAGCUGUUGCUGCUCUCAUAGCAGAAUACUGUUCCAUAACAGCAGAUGACAACUGUCUUAAGGAAGUCCUAAAACGCCUUGCUUCUGGAAAUGUUAUCCAGAGGAGAAAUGCUGCUGAUGUUAUAUCAGAACUAAUGCACAUAUCAACAGAUUCUAGAUGUGGACUAACUCCUCUGACUUGGCAAGAGAUAGCAAAUAAGAUGCUAGAAUGCCUUAGUGAUGAGGAAACUGCAGUUCGAGAACAAAUAUUGAAUUUGCUUCCUCUGCUUGACCCAUCAGUUGUUCUGCCUACAUUAGUUCGCCUUGUCUACUCUGCAGAUAAGAAAAUAGAGCAAUCAGCUGGUAAUGCCUUAGUUGGAGUGCUCAAAUAUAAUAACCAGAAGCCUGAUGUUAUUUGUAUGUUGCUUGACAGUCUAAGCAACCUCAGCCAGGACAUAGAUGAUUCAAAGACUAGAGGGCAUGCAAGGGAAGAAUCAAAUUUUAAUAGUGAUCGAGUGCUCAAGAUGAUCCAAGACUGGUCUGAAAGUGUUCAAGAUUGGAAAACAUUGAUUGGUCCUCUGAUCGACAAGAUGUUUGCAGAACCAUCCAAUGCCACUAUUGUCAGGUUUCUAAGCCAUAUAAACGAACACUUGGCAGAAAAUGCAGAUGAAGUUCUUUACCGUGUCUUGUUGCAGAUGAAAGGGCAGAAAGAGAUUGAUGCAAGUUCCUUCUCUAGAUGGGAAACUAGAACCUGCAUUGGUGAUGAUUUUGUGAGAAUGCAGCAAUAUCUGUUUGAGCGCCUUUGUCCAUUACUUAUAAUUAGGCUGCUUCCCCUAAGAGUAUUUAACAACCUCAAUUCUUCUGUUGUGUAUGGUCGGCUUCUUCAUCCUGGUGUUACGCAAGAGUACAAAGAUUCCAAUAUCAUCUAUGAUGAAAGCAUUGUUGCUCUCAUUCUGAAAAGGGCAUUUUCUAAGGUCGAGUUUGAAGACGUAAGAAAGCUUGCCGCUGAGCUUUGUGGGCGCAUUCAUCCUCAUGUUCUUCUUCCUAUCAUAUGCUCCCAAUUAGGACAUGCAACAGGUUCUCAGGACAUACUGAAGAUCAAAGCUUGUCUUUUUUCAGUUUGUACCUCCCUUGUGGCAAGAGGUAGAGAUUCACUCAUUCAUCCUGUUAUGCUUGAAAUCCAAGGAGCACUAGAAAUGAUCCUAUUGUGGCCUUCUUCAGAUGGGGAUGAAGUUUCCAAAGCACAGCAUGGAUGCAUAGAUUGUCUGGCACUCAUGAUAUGUGCUGAACUGCAAGCUCCUCAAUCAUUUAGUGACUGCAUCUCAAAGAGGGACAAUAUUGUUAGCAAGAGUGGGGAUGAUGCCUCAAGAAAUCUAGUCCAUAGAUAUGUCAUUAAUAAAUUAAUACAUGAUAAGGGUGAAGUUAUCCCUAGCUCCAAGUCAAGCCGUGAAAUUUGUGAAAUAGGGGAUACAAUUUUUCUCUCCUUUCGCCUAUGCAUGGCUAAUGUUCUUAUCAGUGCGUGUCAGAAGAUCUCAGACUCUGGCAAAAAACCCUUUGCUCAAAAGGUUCUUCCACAUCUUAUUCGUGCUGUUGAGGUAAUAACAUACCUUGAGAUCAGAGCUGCUUGCAUCCAGAUUAUGUUCUCAGCUGUGUACCAUUUGAAGUCUGCCAUUCUACCUCAUUCAUCUGAUCUUCUCAAAAUCUCUCUCAAGUUUCUUGGAAAUGGAUCAGAAAAGGAAAAGAUGGCUGGUGCAAAACUAAUGGCGUCUCUUUUGGCCAGUGAAGAUGCAAUCUUGGAGAGCAUAUCAGGUGAACUACUAGAAGCACAAUCCAUACUUUCAAACAUAUCUUCAACAGAUCCUUCACUUGACCUUCGACAAGUAUGUAACAAGUUGCUGGCAUGCAUAACUCCUACCUAAUCUUUCUUUCAUAUACUAAGUUUCACUUUGCAAAAAAGAUCAACACUAGACAUGCAGAUGAGUUCUGCAUUCCUACCUCUCACUGCCUAUCGUAUGUUUCUGUACAGUCAUUCUUCAUAUGUUUAUUGAGGUACUUAGCAAUGUAAAUGUUGGGAGGAUUGUUGUAUGAAGAAUGGGGAGAUAGUCCCUCUUUUCCUUCAGCAGCUGGGAUAAUUGCUUAAACAGGAGAUAAGACUUGGGCACAUGGGAUGGGAACAAAAGUAGAACAGGAACUCUGGAAGAACCUAGUUAGGCAAGCAAAAGUACUGUGCAUAAGUUGUGUUUUUAAUCCCUAAUAUUUUGAUCUAAGCAAACAAAAUCUACUGCCCCUA